UAGAUAUAUUUAUGAAUAGGAAAGUGAGGCGAAUCUGUAAACAAGCAUGGCGGCUAAAUUUUCAUAUCUGAAAUAAUUUUUAACUUUUGACCGAUUUCCCGUUGCUUCGUCUGAAAUUCUUGAAGAUAUAUAAUCCAGCUUGUUCCAUGAACUCAAAAAGGAUGCAGUGGAACUAUAAAAUAGCCUAAGAAAGAUGAGUGAUGGUGGGCCCCCUCCAGGGAUGUCAUUCCCGCAGAAGGUUCACACAGAAGAUGAGGACUUUGUCAUUGAGCUUGAUGAAAACCACAUGGCUGGUUCUCAUGAUAGCUAUGGCAUGGAUGAUCGAUCAAGAUGUAAGCGUCGAAAAAGAUGUGGUCAGUGUGGUCCGUGUCAGGUUAAAGAGAACUGUAUGAAAUGUCAUUUUUGUAUCCGCAAAGAUGUGCUCAAGCAGACAUGCAUUUAUCGGAAAUGUGUAUAUUUGAGGUCAAAACCAAAACCAUACAGUCGUCCUCAUCAGAGUCCACAGGGUCGAGUAUCGCCGCCAAGGGAUAUGGUUCAAUCUCCUCCAGGAGUCAGAUCGCCACCAAAUGCCCAGACUCAUCCAGGCAUGCCUUUCCCAGACACUGGAAUCCAUAUGCCAGAACCGCGUCCGGAAAACCACCCGUUCUUCCCAGCACAACUACCUCAGCAGUCCACAGUGACCGCACAGCAAAAUAAUGGAUAUGUCUCUCCGCCCAAUCCUAUGAUGGAUAACAGAACACCUUCAUUACCAAAUCAUACUGCUGGUUCUUCUAUGAAUAUGCAGAUGAGUGCUAGCCCUCAUGUUCCGAAUAAUGCCAUUUCUCCACCUGUUCAGAAAAUGCAGGAUGCAACUUCCCCUGUUGCACCUCAACCUGUAAAUAGUCCAAUGGCAGCAAUACCUGGCAUUCCUACACCCGUUUCAUCUUGUUCUAGUAUUACCCCUCAUAUCCCAUCCAUGCCUCAUAUGGGGUCCCAUGUUCCUCCGGUAUUUUCACCACCAUCAAUGUCAAGUGGCUCUCUUACUAAUAUUCCCACUAUUCCUACACUACCCAGUGUGCCUGGUAUUGGUGAAAGAACAGUAAAUGAAUUCAGGCCCCCUGACCAGUUCCAAUUGACUCCACAUCAUCCACACCCUCAUUAUCCCCCAGUUCAUCCUCAUCCACACAUGCCACCUAGGGAUACAGGUUUAUUUGGAGACCCAUCAAGGGUACCUCAUAUGAACUUUAAUACAUCAAAUCACAUGGAUUCAUUGGCGCGUGGACCAAAUGACUCAUCAUGCAUGUAUCAUCCUGGAUUGCCAUAUUCAGUGCCUGGACAUUAUCAACCAAGUGGGCAUUCAUUUAUACCAGGUGCUGCUGAAAUGAAUCCGUUCCGUUCUAAUUUUCUGAACUCAUUUCCACCUGGAUAUUCGUAUCCUCCGGACAGAUACAGGGAUGGAUUUGGAUCAUUGCCUUUUUCUAGGUUAGGAAUGUCAUCAUCAGCGACAUUUCCUCAAUAUCCAGGUCAAGGCCAUGGAUAUGGCAUGGGAAACUCUUUUUCUCAACAAUAUUACAAUUCUCAGCACGGGUGUCCAAAAAACGGCUCACGCCCUCCUGUUUCACCCAGCACUGACGAUGUGAAGGUGUUACAGGCAGGGUAUAAAAUUAAUGAAAAUAUUCCUAAGUCAAAAGUGUCAGAAAUGGGCAGCCCAAACUCGAAAGUGUCAGAUUUGUGUAGUCCUAAAUCAGGCGUGGAGGAAAAUAUUCGAGAGAGGAGAAAUUCAGGGAGAAUGAGCAGUGAUAUUCAUCCGGCAUUUUCUGAUGUCAUUCAUCAAAGGUCAAGGUCAAGUCUUUGUGAUCUAUCACCAAGAAUGGAUCAUUUACGGGCAUGGAGUGAAUUUUAUCUGAAUAAAACAUUUGGAAGGCCAGACAUCUUUCCUCCUCACAGUUCAAAGCCUCAAGGAAAAAAUGAAAAUGUCUUACCGCAGAAUUUAAGGUCACCUUUAUGGGAACCAUGGAAAAUGCCACCAUGGUACAGUCCAAGGAGGGACGAUGUCCGAAGUCGUGCUAGUACAAGCACACUGUCCUCUGAUUUUGAAUGUGAAGUAAUAAGUAUAGAUGAUCAUCAAAUGAAUGCGCUGAUAAGAUCUGACGGUUGUAAUAGUAUCGAGAUAGAGUUUGAUAACAGCUCCUUGUGUUCAAACGAGGACUCACCGAGAAAACACUUGUCAACAAAUUCUAGAAUGAGUGAUUUUGCAUCACCUAUGAAAAAUAACUUUUUUCAACCUAUUGAAAAAUUACUAAUAAGUGAACCUAGAUCUCUUAUGUCUCCAUGGCAAGAUGAUAGUCCAGCUGUGUCUGAAUCAGGUGGAAAUUCUCUUUGUAAUGAAAGCUUGAAUAAAAUCUCAAAGCAGACUGUUAAAGGGGACACAAUUGAGAAAACCUCAUCUCCAAAACUAGGUAAAAGGUCCAAAAUGUUUAUAAAAGGGUCCGUUUGUAUCCGACAAGAGCUUGGAGAUGAAGGAACUAUGCAGCUUGAACUGCCAGGCCACAAGGUAACAGUUGAAGACACUGUUCUAGGGGAGGAAAUGUUAAAGGAGUGUAGUAAUGUUGAAGAAUUGAAGGAGUUCAUUAAAAGUAACCACAGUGUUCAGGUGAAUAAGCUUACAGAUACAGACUUUGUUUAAGGCAGCUCUGUGUUGUAUAUAGUAAAAAAGGUGUAAGUUGAUAACACAUAUGUAUUUCAGUGAAUAUUUUUUAUCCUGAUCGCAAUAGAUUUUAUAUCAUAUUGUUUGCUUAGCUUACAUAUAAUAUGAUAACGUUGUUAUAAUCUUAAAUAGUAUUUCUGUUCUUGUUUUUUUUUUUUUUUUUUUGCCCGAUAAAAGACCCAUUCAUAUUCUUUUAUAAGGUGUUAGGGUGCUCCAGAGCCUUAAUGAAUUUGUUAAUGGAUGAACCCAAGCACCUUAUAAACUGUAUGUACUACUUUGUCAAUCCUCAUAAUUCAAAGCACUAAAAGCAGGUAUAUUUUAUUAAAUACUAUCGCAGGUUUAACAUUGAACAGCAGGACUCUUUUUACAUAGCUGGAAAAUUAAUAGAGAAGUGGUAUAUUAGACAUCGUUGCAUUGUCUGACUUAAUUAAUAUACUUGUUUCUUCAGUAAUUACAUACAUUAAAGAUAUCUUCUUAUUAAAGUUAUUUCCUUUAAAGAAACCUACAAAAAGUAAUGUGCAAGAUAUUCAAAUGAAAUCUGCCAUGUUUUACAAAAUACAUGAUCUGUGAAUGGGUUUUGACAUUACAAUUUUAUAUUAAGUAUGAUAAUAUUGGUAGAAAAUCUAAAUUUUACGGAUUUUGUGUUGUAGAAUCUGUUUACAGUUCUACAUAUUUUAAAAAAUAACAUGUAAUAAGGUUAAAGAGCUUAAGAUAAAGUUGAAAACUCAGGACUUUAGCCUCUGGUGAAGUUUUAUGUUGAUUUUACAGUGAUCAUUAUUAAACUAAAGUCUCAGUAUUAUAAUAUUUUACAAAACAGUCUUUGUCUUGAAUUUUAGCUUUGAUGACUUACAUAAGUCCACUGCAACUGCACAGGCAAACUUUGCUGCUAAAAGUAAAAAAUAUUAAAUUUUGAAACCAUUGUGCAACAAUCAUGAAGCUGGUUUGUAGUUUCUUUCGAAUUUGCUUUUUUUUCUAGUGUUUAGUGGGUGGCAUCCACAGUUGAAUGGAUAAUGUCACUGACUGAAUCACUUGCCUAUCACUGAUCUCGGUUGUAGACUUUGCUUUGGGUGUAAAGUUCUUCAUGUGACAUUGUUAGGAAACCACCCAGCUUGAUUGCUUAAGGUCUGUGACUCUAUCCAGGUGCUUGCCCUUGCCUGAAAGAAUGCCUGGAGGGGCAUCUGGGACCAUCUGUCACCAUCAGAAGUUGAAUAAAUCGCCAUACGACCAUAUUGUAUCCAUAUGACUUCUUAAACUAUCAUAGGAAUUUUACUUUGUUGAAAGCUAAUUUAAGUCGCAGAUAUGUAUGUAGAUAACUGACCAGGUUUACAGGAAAGCCUUCUGUCUGGUAUAAGUGGUGAGGAGCCUGAUUUUUCUGAACAAAUUUUAGAUGUACCAGAAUGGACUUUGUUGGUUCAUUUAGUAGGUCCUUUGUGAAUAGAUCCAAGAAUUUUUAGCCAGUAGAACAUGUCUCUCAUUUAUAUACAACCUGUUUUGAAUUCAGAUGCGGCUUAAUCCAGUCAUGUUAUUUAAAUGCUUGUAGAUGAAAAUUUCAGAAGUUCUGAGUAUAUGUACUGUUGUAUUUCUGAAUAUAGAAUGAAAUCUUGUUGAAAUUGGACAAAAUGUUAGUGAUUUUUGUGCUUUGCCCCGAUCAAGUUUUAAAUCUUUAUUGUUUUUAGACACUGUGAAGUGUUGCAUUUAUUAUUGCAUAUUUUGUUAUUAGUCUAUCAUUAUUUACUAUUUGUACACAUUGUACAUUCAUUAUUUACUACAUGUAUUACAUUGCUAUUUGUUAUUGUGAUGUCUGUUGUAAACUUCAUGUUUUAUGAACAUAUCUGUUUGUUUAAAGCCACUUUUUACAAUUGUCCAAUCUUUAUGACUGAGGGAACAUGCGAGCUUCAGGUUAGAUAGUCAAAAUAUAUAUAUAAUUGCAUUACUGGGAAACAAUUGAGAAAUGGAAGCUAGGUUCGUAGUAUAUCUCCAUCCGAUUAGUUUAGUUAUUGGAGCAGAAGGCUGUGUGAAAAUUUUAAAUAAAGAUAUAAAAUGUUGAAAAGAUUGUUAACACAUAAUAGAAAAUGCUUUUAUAUAAAUGGUACAUUUGCUUAUUGAAUAGAAAACAUUGUUAAAAAAAAAAGAAAUUUAUACAAUUAAAAUUUGUACAAACACAUCAGGUGGCCUGCCUGAUUUAUAUUUCUGUAUUGUCAGUGAAACACCUGCGGGGGAACAGUUUAGUACUUUGCAAAAUACAGAAACACCUGUUUGAUAAAUGGCAGCCAUUAAAUAAUAGAAAUACUAUUGACCCUGAAAGUAUUUUGAGUGUGAAUUGGUUUUCUUGCUUAAAGCAUUUGAAUUACAUAAUAGGUAUGUUGAUACACUAGCCUGAAGCACAUAAUGUUUUCCUUAGUCUUGCAGAUAUUGUUUCAUAUUUGUGUGUUUUAAAUUAGUGCUUUAGUGGAGUAUCUAGUCAAAAGGAAAAGUGUUGUAUUUCUUUCAGAAUGAUUUACAUACUACAAAGAAUCUCACUAUAUUUUCUUUACCUUAUUCAGUGGAACCUUUCUAUACUAGGGGAAAUGCUCCAAAUUAAACAUUGCCUUGGUCUGUAUAAUGAUGUAACAAGCAAGAAACCUUCAAAAUUAAAUUUAUGUUUUGGUCCUAUGUAACUUGGUUUAGAGGUGUUCUAGUGUACUCUUAGCAUGGAUAUAUACAGGUUUCAAAAAUUCAGUUUGCAUAAUGAUAUACUGUUAAAAUCUUUCUCAUUAGGGUACUACUUUAUUUUAUUCUGUUUAAAUCCGUCAGUAUUUGUUUUUUUUUCAAACUUCCAACAAAAAAAAGGAAUUCAUGUUGUCUCCAUUAAGUAGCCAUUGAAAAGCAUAAAAUUUCAUUCUAGUGAAAUUCUUGGCAUUUUUUUUUCAGUUUUUGAUAGACAAAAAGAUCUUUUUUGACAGAAGAUUGAGAUUUCAAGAUAUAUAUGUGCUUGCAUAUGUCAGAAUUUCAAGGAAAUGUUAAUAAGUGUCCGUUGAAAAUUUGAUGGGAGUUGUUCCCUUCGUGUAUAUAUACACGUCUAGGACAUCAGGAUUUUGUUUACCAUAUUGAAUAUUUUUAGCUAUUUUGUGUGAAAAUUGCAAUGUUCUUAGUGUUGACAUCACUUGAUGUAUUGUCCGAAAUUAUGUUUUCCUAUACCUAUAGAAGUAUGAAAAGUCAAACUAUCUUUUCUUGAAAUUUCACCACAAGCAAGGUCUAACUGGUAGUGUCAAACUCUAGUUUAAUAUUUUUUACUCUGGCAUGAACAUUUAUAAAUUUUAAAUUUCCAUUUGUGUACGAAAGAAUGUCAGUCUUUAAAUCACAACAUUUCAUACAGUUGUGUACUCUUUCAAAAAACCUUACAUGUAUUAUUUCAUUAUGAUCUGAAAAUGGAUGAUUUUUAGGCUUUUUAUUUGACAAAUAUUGUAUAAUACUACACUUCUGUAUAUAUAAACUUGCAUGGAAUGUAGUUUCUAGUGCAUGUUUGUACAUAUGAAAUGUGUCUUAGUUUAUUUUUUGUCUAUGUUUUGUCUGAUGAAGUUGUAAAUACAUGGUUUGUCAGUACAUAACAAGCUGUAAAUUUUCCUAGAGGAACUUUUUUCUUCAUUUUUUUUUUUUAAUUUCAGUUAAUAUGUAAGGUGGCUGAAAUACUGAUAAUUAGCCUUUAUUUUAUCCAGGUAUUGUUGAAAAUUAGUUGCAGUAGAACCUAUAGCUGUUUAAACAAAUGUCUUGUUAAAAGUAACUGUUGAGAAAUUAUUAUAUUGUAAAAUCAGAUAUAUUCACUAGACUAAAAGUUUACUUUAUUUAUGCCGCCCUUUGAAGAAGAGGGGGUAUAUUAUUUUUCACAGUGUCCCUAACUUUUGUCUGUUAGCUGGUUGAUAGACCAUUUGGUUUCUGAUCAAUAAGUAGAGAAUGCUUUGUCUCCCAAUUGUCAAACUUCUUGGAAAGAUUGACUUUGGUCAAUAGAUGACCCCUUUUUUUAGGGGUCAUUAAGUCAAUGUACAGGGUCACAGUGACCUUGAGACUGAAUGCAGUUUUAGCUCGAUACAAAAGAAUGCUUUGACCAGCAGUCAUCAAACUUCAUACUUGGGAUGAUUUCUUGUGGUUAAUAGAUGGCUCCAAUUGUUUUGAUAGUCAAUUGGUCAAAGGUCAAGGUCAUAGUGAAAUUGAGAUCGAAAAACAGGUUCAGUUCAAUACCUUAAAAAUGUUUUUCCCAUUAGUGGUCAAACUUCAUAGGAUGAUAGUCUGUGGUCAGUGGAUAACCCUUAUUGUUUUCGGCUCAGGAGGUCAAAGGUCAAGGCCACAGUGACCGCUAGAUCAAGAACGGUUUCCACUUAAUAAUUGAAGAAUGCUUUGGCCUACAGUCAAUGAUUGCUUGUGGUCAGUAGUUGACCCCUAUUGUUUGGAUGGUCACUAGGCCAAAGGUCAAAAAGUUAUUUUGUCAAAAAUCAAGGACACACCAAUCGAAAUUGCAAACAUGCUUCUAAUAGGCCAUCAGUCAUUGUCUUUCCUUCUAAUCCUAUCCAUACAGAUGUAAUAAAUGUUUAUAUAACUAUAUGUACAUUUAUUGUGGAAUAAAUAUGUUCAAAGUAAUAGGCCAUCAACGUGUGCAUAUGUGAUUUACAGCUCUUGUUAAAAUUUGAAUUUAUUUAUAUGGUAUAACAUUCGCACUAUAUGGGCCAACUUUUCAGACAUACAUGUCUGUUUAUUCUAAACCUGUAUUCUUCCAUUGAAUGAUUCAUAUUUGUAUUUUGCAACCAUAGAGUAUAGUUCUUUAUCAGAUAGAACUUGUUGCAUGUUGAAUUUCAAAUCUCCAUGUUGAUUAAAUGACAGACAAAAGUAAAGGCAGGAAAUUUGAAUUUCAAAUCUCCAUGUUAAUUAAAUGACAGACAAAAGUAUCGGCAGGAAAUUCAACAUGAGUAAAUGUUUGAAGCAAUUUUUAGGAUAUGUUUAUAUAGAUGAAAUUGUUUCCAUCUGCAUUGCUUUUCUUUUUUACUGGGAAAAAUAUGCUUAAUAUAAAGGGAUAAUAUUACAUUGUCCUGCACAAUUUGGGAUGUAUUUGGACUCAUAAUCAUAAAAAAAGAUAUUGUACUUUCCUAUUGCAGCCUGCGCUUAGCUCAUUGGGGGAGUGCAAAUCUAUGGAUCGGGGGGUCGUGAGUUCCAUCCCCGGGCAGAGCAUAUGUUCUCCGUGACGAUUUGAUAAAAGACAUUGUAUCUGAAAUCAUUCGUCCUCCGCCUCUGAUUCAUGUGGGGAAGUUGGCAGUUACUUGUGGAGAACAGGUUUGUAUUAGUGCAGAAUCCAGGAACACUGGUUCCGUUAACUUCCCCCUGUUACAUAACUGAAAUACUGUUGAAAAUCGGCAUUAAACCCAAAACAAACGAAAAAAACUUUCCUAUCAGCCUGUUCACUAUUUUUAGCUCACCUGUCACAUAGUGACAAGGUGAGCUUUUGUGAUCACGCAGCGUCCGUUGUCCGUCGUCAGUGCGUGCGUCCGUAAACUUUUGCUUGUGACCACUCUAGAGGUCACAUUUUUUAUCGGAUCUUUAUGAAAGUUGGUCAGAAUGUUCAUCUUGAUGAUAUCUAGGUCAAGUUCAAAACUGGGUCACAUGCCAUCAAAAACUAGGUCAGUAGGUCUAAAAAUAGAAAAACCUUGUGACCUCUCUAGAGGCCAUAUAUUUCACAAGAUCUUCAUGAAAAUUGGUCAGAAUGUUCACCUUGAUGAUAUCUAGGUCAAGUUCGAAAUUGGGUCACCUGCCUUCAAAAACUAGGUCAGUAGGUCUAAAAAUAGAAAAACCUUGUGACCUCUCUAGAGGCCAUAUAUUUCAUAAGAUCUUCAUGAAAUUGGUCAGAACGUUCACCUUGAUGAUAUCUAGGUCAAGUUCGAAACUGGGUCACGUGCCAUCAAAAACUAGGUCAGUAGGUCAAAUAAUAGAAAAACCUUGUGACCUCUCUAAAGGCCAUAUUUUUCAUGGGAUCUGUAUGAAAGUUGGUCUGAAUGUUCAUCUUGAUGAUAUCUAGGUCAAGUUCGAAACUGGGUCACGUGCGGUCAAAAACUAGGUCAGUAGUUCUGAAAAUAGAAAAACCUUGUGACCUCUCUAAGAGGCCAUAUAUUUCAUGAGAUCUUCAUGAAAAUUGGUCAGAAUGUUCAUCUUGAUGAUAUAUAGGUCAAGUUUGAAAGUGGAUCACGUGCCCUUAAAAACUAGGUCAGUAGGUCAAAUAAUAGAAAAACCUUGUGACCUCACUAGAGGCCAUAUUUUUCAUGGGAUCUGUAUGAAAGUUGGUGUUCAUCUUGAUGAUAUCUAGGUCAAGUUCGGAAAUGAGUCACGUGCCAUCAAAAACUAGGUCAGUAGGUCAGAUAAUAGAAAAACCCUUUUGACCUCUCUAAAGGCCAUAUUUUUCAUGGGAUCUGUAUGAAAGUUGGUCUGAAUGUUCAUCUUGAUGAUAUCUAGGUCAAGUUCGAAACAGGGUCAUGUGCGGUCAAAAACAAGGUCAAUAGGUCUAAAAAUAGAAAACCCUUUUGACCUCU
Messenger RNA from Mercenaria mercenaria, 9231 nucleotides. RefSeq names its product cuticle collagen bli-1-like. NCBI's taxonomy places the organism in Eukaryota, Metazoa, Mollusca, Bivalvia, Venerida, Veneridae. The record is from RefSeq and is a predicted model, not a curated record. The transcript has 2 exons. Gene Ontology annotation, molecular function: zinc ion binding; DNA binding. Bases 194 to 2665 code for a protein of 823 amino acids.